Molecule: messenger RNA, 418 nt
Organism: Owenia fusiformis
Lineage: Eukaryota; Metazoa; Annelida; Polychaeta; Sabellida; Oweniidae
Source: the annotation of a GenBank genome assembly
AACCAUUGCCGCCUUUGGCUGGGAGUGUGGUGGCUAAUGCUAUUAGUAACACAUCAAUCAAGUUAGAUUGGAAAGAACCAGAGAGAAAACCAAAGGGAGGCUACGAUGGAUAUCGUAUUAUUAUUUCACCACCUGACGAGAAUAAUGAAAAUAAUACCGUUCUCUAUCAAAAACCUUUCUCCUUCACAAUUACGAAUUUGUACCCAGGAAGGCUAUACAAUUUAAGUGUGCGAUCUCGUAAGGCAACCCAGGAGAGCCGAGACGCCUUUGCAAAUGGAGGAGCAGGUCAACUGACAAGUAAGAUAUUCAUAUAUUAAACGGCUGACUCUAAGACACAAGAACAACUCGAAGAUAGUAUACACUAUUUUGCGUAAGACUAGGAACAAUAAAGAACUCUGCACUCUGAAGAAUCAUACGA